Contarinia nasturtii (swede midge) is the source of this 1298-nucleotide messenger RNA. Its product is annotated as corepressor interacting with RBPJ 1-like. Bases 134 to 1144 code for a protein of 336 amino acids. Gene Ontology annotation, molecular function: transcription corepressor activity. Gene Ontology annotation, biological process: negative regulation of DNA-templated transcription. The record is from RefSeq and is a predicted model, not a curated record. Gene Ontology annotation, cellular component: nucleus. Lineage: Eukaryota; Metazoa; Arthropoda; Insecta; Diptera; Cecidomyiidae. The transcript is spliced from 2 exons.
UGACAGUUCUGUCACCCGUAAUGCAUUGUAAAACGUAUUAAAUUGUAUUUAGAAAAAAUCACUGUUUACACGCGUUCUGAAUUAUUUGAAAUAGUUUGAGUUCAACCGUGGUUUAAAAAGGUCAACAUUUGAAAUGGGGAAGGGUUUUAAUAAUUACAUGUGUAAAAAAUUCUUCCAUCCAGCGUCCAGAGAUAAUCUGAAACGAGUAUGGAUGGCCGAACAACAAGCCGAAGCAUAUAAGAAAAAGCAAGAAGAGCUUCGAAAUCAGUAUGAAAAAGAGCAAGAUUUGCAUGAAAAUAAAGCAAUGCUGAGCAAAGAUAGCAAAGAUAAAUUGAGCAUGAAUUUCAUGUACGAGCCACCACCUGGUGUUCGCAAAGAACGUGAAAAAGACGACAAUGAGCCAGAAUAUAAAUUUGAAUGGCAACGUAAAUACAAUGCACCACGUGAAAGUUAUUGUAAAGGCGAUACAGAAAUUCGUGAUCAACCGUUUGGUAUUCAAGUGAGAAAUGUGCGUUGCAUUAAAUGCCACAAAUGGGGUCAUAUAAAUACUGACAAGGAAUGUACUAUGUACAGUCUAUCUAUGAGUGAAGCACGAAAAUUACAUUCGGAAGCUGAAUCCAACGAGAUUUUAUCGAAGAAUUUGUUGGAAGAACAAAUGAAAGAAGACGGUUUAAUGAUGAAAAAAGGCGCAAUGAGUGCACAAAGCUUCCAAACGGGUCGUUUGCACCAGUUUGUUGCAAAUGCAAAUGACGAUUACAAUGACAACGAAUCAGCACAAGUUGAAAAGGAAUUUUUAAAAUCUCUCAGCACCAAACAAAAGAAGAAAUUGUUAAAAAAGCUUAAAAAGAUCGAGAAAAUGAAGCAAACAUCAGCCAAACGUAGCCUAAAAAAGAAAUCAAAGCAACACACAUUGUCAUCAUCAUCAUCGUCGUCGUCAAAAGACGAAAAAGGUCGUAACAAAUCAAUCUCGGCUCGAGCCGAGAGAGGCCGUUCGGAGCGAAACCGAGACCAAUCGGAAAGAGAUCGAAAAAACAAACGUUAUAAAAGAUCAGCCCGUGAUCGAUCGGUAUCACCAAGACGUAAUAACAGGCACCGUUCCAGAUCAUCUUCACUUGAUACAAAACAUCGAAAUAAUAGACAAUAAUCAAGCCCAUUACCUUUUCUGAUUAGAUAAUAUUGACUGACGUUUUAAAUAAAUCAAUCACUUUCAAAUUGAAAACAAUUGCGUCGCUAUAGCCCAACUAUCAACCAAUUUUUUUUAUCUGAAGUAUGUUACAAUGAAUAAAAACUGAAUGUAA